UCGAUUCGAGCCCUCCGAGUGCAGUCGUUUGGUCGUCGAGUGUUUCGAGCAGCAGCAGUAGCAACGACGGCGGCGGUAUUAUCGACGCUCGGAGUCAGCAGCAGCAGUUGGAAAUCAUGGGUCGAGUUUGAAACUGAGAAGACACAAAAUGCCGCUCGAAUGAACCGUCUGGCAGCGUCCGCGAUGAAGAGUGAACUCCAGGCUAAGGACCUGUGGAUGUACAAACAGCAGCUGGACGCGGGUGCGCUGCCGCAGCCGGGCGCUCAGCCCCUUCAUCAACAGCAGGUGCCGAAUGUUCAGUCGCAAUUCCACUACCCGACAGUGUCUGCUGCCGGACCGGGCAGUCCAAAAUUGCCUUUGCAAUCGAAUUCGUCGAGGCCACCUCCCCCACCUGCACUACACGGAGCUCAGAGCGGGGCAGCGCAUUUGCUGCGCGCUUCGCAAGGUGGCGAAGGUGAAUCAUCUGUGUUACCGGGACGUUCAUCAACGCCGCGCCAGCCUCUACUCCCGCGACCUUUGGGUGAUGCUCUUCACGCGGGAGCACUUCAGCAUUCGGUGGCAGGCUACCCCCGGGUCGUGGGCGUAGGCUUGGAACGUGAACGACCUCUGACCCAUUCGCAUCAGCAUCAGUGCCUGCAGUGUUUCAAAUCAUUCAGCAGUAGCCAUCAGCUAACCCAGCACACGAGAAUACACACCGGAGAGAAACCCUACAAGUGUUCAUUUUGUGACCGACGUUUCAAGCAACUCAGCCAUGUACAGCAACACACACGGCUACACACCGGUGAACGGCCGUACAAGUGCAGCGUCGCAGAGUGCGGUCGAGCUUUUAUCCAACUGUCAAACCUUCAACAGCAUCUCCGGAAUCACGAGAGUCAACUAGAAAGGCUCCGAACGCGACCGUAUCAUUGUCCUCAUUGCGGCAAAGGAUUCGCCUCCGAUGCCUCAUUGAGAGCCCACAGGGCAAAGGUGUGCCAUCCCGCACUCCCGCAGGCGGGUGUCGGGCCCGGGCAGCUCGGCCACAUCCAGUCACAUCCUCCCAAUUCGAAUCAUCAACAAACUUCGCGACAUCAAGCCGGCGGACAUGUUGCGAGAGCCCUAGCUGGAGCUCAGGAUGAACUGGGUGCAGCUGUGGCUAACCCGGCCUCAAGCCAAGCAGGAAGCGGAAUGAGUUGCGCCAUCUGUAACAAGGGCUUCUCUUCCGGUGAUUUGUUAGCAGAUCAUAUGCGGACAAGCCACGCUUUCCCGAUGGGCAUGGCCGCGGGUCCUCAAUAUCCCCUCAAACGCAAACGGGGCAGACCCAGCAGAGCGGACAUGGCCACCGAACAGCUGGCAAAUUUCGUCGUGUACAAUAUUCCCAAACAGGAGGCUGAGGAUAUCGAGGAACAAAGUCACCAGCAGCAACAGCAAGCCGCGGAGGCUCUUCAGCGGACGUUGGUCGGCUUAGCUCCUUUCAUAAUGCAGAAUCCACCUUUGCAAGGGUAUCCUCCACUCAUGAUGGAAGCUCCACCGUCUCUGGGUCAAAACUGA
This is a messenger RNA of Galendromus occidentalis (western predatory mite), 1527 nucleotides long. RefSeq names its product zinc finger protein datilografo (gene dati). The transcript is spliced from 6 exons. Gene Ontology annotation, molecular function: RNA polymerase II cis-regulatory region sequence-specific DNA binding; DNA-binding transcription factor activity, RNA polymerase II-specific. NCBI's taxonomy places the organism in Eukaryota, Metazoa, Arthropoda, Arachnida, Mesostigmata, Phytoseiidae. The coding region runs from base 160 to 1527 and encodes 455 amino acids. The record is from RefSeq and is a predicted model, not a curated record. Gene Ontology annotation, biological process: regulation of transcription by RNA polymerase II.